GUCCUUGCUGUUGCGAGUCCAGGCGACUCCCAAAGCGUCGAAGAAGAGGUCAUGGAUGAUGAAGACAUGGACGCAGAGGACAGUGGAAGUCAGAAAGCGGACGAAAAAUCACUCACAGAAGGCGAUGGGAAGAAAAGAUUGAUACGAGAAACGCCUUGCGGGAAUGAUUGCACAAACGGGUGUAAUGCCAAAUUUCCCGAGGAGCUGAGGAUUAAAAUCUACGACAUAUACUGGGGCUUUCAAGGGGGAUCCGAGGAACAACAGAAAUGGAUGGAGAAGUAUUGUAUAGAGAAAGCAAUACCAAAAAUAUCUGCGAAAUCGAUGGGCUCCACGAGGAAUCGCUCCUUCGUUUACUUAUACUUCCUACCUCAUCUGGAGCAGAACCUGCAGAAGAUACGCGUUUGUAAGAAAUUCUUGGCGGCAACGUUAGGCAUCACGGAACGCAUCUUGUCCGGUUUCGUGUACAGAUUCGUCGGAAACGGUGGCUUGGAUGUCGAAGACACCGAGUGGUCACCGAUGGCGGGCUACGAGAACUGCUCUCGCGAACAAAUGUUCCUCUUGCGGGAAUUCAUUCAGGGACUGCCGGCGGAGCCUGUACACUAUUGCCGGAACGAGCAAUGCACGAGAAAACUUUACGAGCUGCCGUCAUCAAUUCCCGACGUGAGCACGUUGUACGGCAUGUACUCGUCGUCCGAGGAGAGCUUGAAUCGCGAGCCGGUCGACGAGGGCGUGUUCAGAAACGUGCUCUACCAGGAUUACAACCUCUCCUUCUGCACCGCGACGCGCGGAGACAUCUGUUCUGUCCGGGAGUACCGGAAGAGCGGCAAAAAGUAGUCCGAUUCGCUCACUCAUUGAUUAUAGUGAACUCAUCGACCAUCACUCCAUCAAUCGAUCGAAUCACGCUCAACCACGAGCUCCAAGCUCGGGAGGAAAUCGUCAGAGCUUUCAUCAUCUGGUGGUGUUUCGAUUGACUCGUAUAUGAUUCACGAUUUCGCAGCAUUCAACUUGCGACUGCGGGAAAUUCCUUUUCUUUCUCGAAUUCACCGUCGACUCCAUUCGGCUGAGAGAAAGGGAAUUCCUCAACUCGCUUUUAUACAGACCUGCAGCUAUUUUUAUUGAUCCUGAUCCCUUCUCAGUCCUCAUAUGUCGGCUCCGAGAACGAACUGUAAACAGCUUUCACGACGAGAUUGUAACUCAAGCGGCCAUAGAGAUGACCAUCAUCAUUCUGUACGACAUCCUUCAACAGUCAACGCGAUUCUCCAGAGCGACGACUGAUUGAGGAGUCUGUCGCAGAUGGUCCGUGGCAAUCGACACUUCGAUUUGGCAUACCUCGGAGAUUCGAUGUGGAAUAAUUCUGCAAUCAGGUGCGGAAUCACCGGAAUUAAGAAUCGGCUGUCAUCUCGGAUGGAUAGCUCGAGGCAAAAUGU
Messenger RNA from Galendromus occidentalis (western predatory mite), 1427 nucleotides. RefSeq lists its product as uncharacterized. The record is from RefSeq and is a predicted model, not a curated record. The transcript has 5 exons. Bases 52 to 834 code for a protein of 260 amino acids. NCBI's taxonomy places the organism in Eukaryota, Metazoa, Arthropoda, Arachnida, Mesostigmata, Phytoseiidae.